AUGCAAGUGACCAGGGUUCCUCUCUGCCUCCUGCUACUCAGCCAGCUCUUCCCUGGCAAGGUUUCAGCCCGCCAAGGCUGCAAGAGCGGACACUUCACCUCCCUUGGGGAAUGCUGUGACCCUUGCCCCCCGGGCUAUGGGGUGGCCGUCCCGUGCGGCAGCUCCAACACGGAGUGCGAGCCCUGCAGAGAGAAUGGGACGUUCUCCUCCAGCAGCAGCGCCACGGAGCCGUGCCAGCCGUGCUCACGGUGCCCGGUGGCAGAGGCGUGCACCCCCACCCGCGACACUGUGUGCAUCCCCCAGUGCCCCCCCAGCCACUACCUGCACGCGGAGAACGGGAGCAGCAGCCGGUGCUUGCCUUGCCAGGUGUGCGGGCCAGGCUACGGGGCAGCGACGCCGUGCGGGCCUACGAACAACACCAUCUGCCAAAAAUGCCCGGAGGGCUUUUACUCGGAGGAGAAGAGCGACUCGGCGCCGUGCCUGCCCUGCCGGCUGGAGUGCCACGAGGACGAGGUGAUGAUCCGGGCCUGCAGCCCCGUGUCGGACACACUGUGCAUGGACAGAGAGCUGCAGAUCCUGAAGCGCACGGAUGGGGACCCCCGCAAGGAGCACCCCAAGAAGCCUCCGCUGUCUGAGUCAGAGGGCAGCGCCUCCCCCAAUAACUCCUCCGAGUUCCUCCCGCCGCUGCCAGACAACAGCAAGAACAUCAUCCCCGUCUACUGCUCUAUCCUGGCCGCGGUGGUGGUGGGGCUCCUGGCCUACGUGGCUUUCAAAUGCUGGAACACCUGCAAGCAGAAGAAGCAGCUGGCCAAAGCCAGGGCUGGGGAGCUGGGGGCCUCCCCCGAGGGCGAAAAGCUUCACAGCGACAGCGGCGUCUUCCUCGACACACACAGCCUGCAGGAGCACCACCCGCUCAACAAGGCACACAGGGCUGAGCCCCGGCUGUACAGCGCCCUGCCACCCCACAAGCAGGAGGAGGUGGAGCAGCUGCUGGAGAGCUCCAGCCACGGCAAGGACUGGCGCUGCCUGGCCAGCCAGCUGGGCUACGAGGAAGAGGCCAUCGACACCUUCGGCCGGGGCGAAGCCCCCGCCCACACCCUCCUCUCCGACUGGGCCGCCAAAGAGGGGGCCACGCUGGAGGCCCUGUGCGCAGCCCUGGCCGGCAUCGAGCGGCCGGACGUGGUGGAGAACUUGACCGGCCCAGCUGAAGCCAGCUCGGUGGUGUAA
Molecule: messenger RNA, 1227 nt
Organism: Emys orbicularis (European pond turtle)
Lineage: Eukaryota; Metazoa; Chordata; Testudines; Emydidae
Product: tumor necrosis factor receptor superfamily member 16-like
Exons: 6
Coding region: 1-1227 (408 amino acids)
Biological process (GO): Rho protein signal transduction
Cellular component (GO): plasma membrane; cell surface
Molecular function (GO): nerve growth factor binding; death receptor activity; coreceptor activity
Source: RefSeq, a predicted model, not a curated record